This is a messenger RNA of Tetrahymena thermophila SB210, 1100 nucleotides long. RefSeq lists its product as hypothetical. The annotation marks the transcript as partial. Gene Ontology annotation, biological process: nucleocytoplasmic transport; activation of GTPase activity. Gene Ontology annotation, cellular component: nucleus; perinuclear region of cytoplasm; cytosol. Lineage: Eukaryota; Ciliophora; Oligohymenophorea; Hymenostomatida; Tetrahymenidae. The record is from RefSeq and is a predicted model, not a curated record. The transcript is spliced from 10 exons. Gene Ontology annotation, molecular function: GTPase activator activity; small GTPase binding.
UUUUUAAGCUCUUCAUUUUUAUCUCAUUAGGUUCUAAAUAUUGCUCUGAGAGGAAAAUUGAGGUCUGGAGCAACAUUUUUUAGACUAACUUUUUAAAAUAAAUUUAUAACAUUAAUUAAAGUUUUUGGAAAUUUUUUAGAAAUUAAAUAGGUGAUGGAGGUGCAUCAGGCUUAGGUUCUGCUUUAGCAAAGUGCAUUAAUCUCUCCAAUUUGACACUUUAUCUUGGUAACAAUUAAAUAGAUGAUGGAGGUGCAUCAGGCUUAGGUUCUGCUUUAGCAAAGUGCAUUAAUCUCUCCAAUUUGACACUUUGUCUUGGUGAAAAUUAAAUUGGUGAUGGAGGUGCAUCAAGCUUAGGUUCUGCUUUAGCAAAGUGCAUUAAUCUCUCCAAUUUGACACUUAAUCUUAGUAACAAUUAAAUUGGUGAUGGAGGUGCAUCAGGCUUAGGUUCUGCUUUAGCAAAGUGCAUUAAUCUCUCAAAUUUGACACUUAAUCUUGUUAGCAAUUAAAUUGGUGAUGAAGGUAUAUCAGGCUUAGGUUCUGCUUUAGCAAAGUGCAUUAAUCUUACUAGUUUGACACUUUGUCUUAUUGGCAAUUAAAUUGGUGAUGAAGGUACAUCAGGCUUAGGUUCUGCUUUAGCAAAGUGCAUUAAUCUCUCCAAUUUGUCACUUUUUCUUUCUAGCAAUUAAAUUGGUGAUGAAGGUACAUCAGGCUUAGGUUCUGCUUUAGCAAAGUGCAUUAAUCUCUCCAAUUUGUCACUUUUUUUUUCCAAUUAAAUUGGUGAUGGAGGUGCAUCAAGUUUAGGUUCUGCUUUAGCAAAGUGCAUUAAUCUAACUAGUUUGACACUUUGUCUUUUCUCUAUGAAUUAAUAAUCAAAAUUCAAAGUAAAAAGCAAGUGUCUUAAAUUAAAAAGAUUAGUUGUCUUUUUAAAAAAUUUCUGAUGAUAAAUAAGUGGCUUAAAAACGAUGAAUAAAGAUUAAAUGUUUGAAUAAUAUUCUAUAAAAUUUUGAAAAAGUUUUUUAACCUAAAAUAUAAAUAGAUAGAUAUAUAGAUUUUAUUAUUGAUUUUAUAUUUAAAAUUUCAUUCAUAUUUUUGUAAGUAGA